Messenger RNA from Phragmites australis (common reed), 1077 nucleotides. RefSeq names its product protein FAR1-RELATED SEQUENCE 9-like. The transcript has a single exon. The record is from RefSeq and is a predicted model, not a curated record. Gene Ontology annotation, biological process: regulation of DNA-templated transcription. The coding region runs from base 1 to 1077 and encodes 358 amino acids. Lineage: Eukaryota; Viridiplantae; Streptophyta; Magnoliopsida; Poales; Poaceae.
AUGCCGAAAGAGUUUGAGGCAAAGUGGCAAGCUAUGAUUCAAAAGCAUGGCUUGCAGGACAACAAGCAUUUUGGGCAUUUGUACAGCAUCCGACAGAGUUUUGUGCCAGCGUACUAUAUGCAUUGCUUCUUCUCGUUCCUCCAAUCCACGCAAAGAAGUGAAGGUUUUAACGCAGUGUUGAAGUUGUAUGUCAGCCCAAACUUAUCAAUACUGGACAUUGUCAAGCAAUACCAGAAGAUUCAAGAUAAGUACCUUGUUGCUCAAGAUGGGCAGGACUUCAGAACCGAUGAUAAGACUCGAAACACAUGGUCGAAGAACCCUAUUGAGAAGCAUCCCUCAACUGUGUACAUGAAGAACAUAUUCUAUAGAUUCUCAAAAGAAUUUGAAAAAAUCGAAGAGUAUUUUGUGCAGCAUAUAGCUGACUACCAGUUCAUGCUUGUGCCAAAUGACAAGCUUGUCCCAAAUAGAAAAAAAUGUUCAGGCAUAAUUUGCUGUCACAUCAUCAAGGUUAUGAGCAGAUUUGGUGUCAAGAAGCUACCUGACCGAUACAUAAUGGAAAGGUGGAAGCAACAGAAAAUGACUAUUGGCACAAAUGCUAAUGCAAAUCUUCAAGCUGAUGUUGGGACUAGUGGUAUGCCUUUGAAGAACCAAAAGACAAUAAGAUUCAACAAUCUUGCCUCCACGCUCACAAAGUUUGCUCGCGAGGGAUCAAACUCAGAAGAUGCUUAUGAAAUUGUUAAAAAGCACAUUGGAAUGAUGCGAUCUGAACUUGAAGAUCUAAAGAAGAAGAAGAAGAAAAGGACACAGUGUAAUGAGAUAUCAGCUAAUAUUGCUGCUGGUGCUCUCAAUAAUCCCAACACUCCUCAUGCUACAAAUGCACAUAUGACUGCAGCUUCUGCACCUUUAACUACUGCAAUUUCAGUUGCUGCAUCCACAGCUGCUAUGUCUACUCUUACUGGACUUGGGACUAUUGGAACAAAUCUACAGGAUGCUUCUAUUCCUAGUAAUUCAAGAAAAGUAAAGAAUCCUCCAAGAUCAGUUGUCAAAAGGGAGAAAAAAGUCAAAAAGGCUAUCUAA